Molecule: messenger RNA, 2234 nt
Organism: Phlebotomus papatasi
Lineage: Eukaryota; Metazoa; Arthropoda; Insecta; Diptera; Psychodidae
Product: glycoprotein-N-acetylgalactosamine 3-beta-galactosyltransferase 1-like
Exons: 6
Coding region: 376-1560 (394 amino acids)
Cellular component (GO): membrane
Molecular function (GO): N-acetylgalactosaminide beta-1,3-galactosyltransferase activity
Source: RefSeq, a predicted model, not a curated record
GUUUAUUUGAAUGUAUUUGUGUUUGUGUAUCGGUGAAAAUGUCAAACGGCGAUUUUUCCUUUAUCCUCUGAAAAACGCGAUUCAAUUAUUUUGCCAUUUUUCUGUGUUAAAUAAAAUAAUUAUGUAGAUAAUAGAAACACAGGUGUGGGCCUAGUAAGGGCAUCAAUACUAUACCUAUAAUACUCACAAUAAACUACCAAAGAUUAGCUGAGCCAGUCUCGGAAGAGGAGGAAGCCAGUUUGGACACCAAAGAAAAUUAGGAACAGCGAAAUGUUUGCCAUUUAAUCGUUGCUGGAAUAUUUAGUGUUUUUUUUUAAUUUGACGUGAUAAAAUUAGUCACAACAAUUUUAGUGAACAAGUGAUAGUGAUUCGGCUAUGGGAGUCUACAAUGAAAUGGGCUCCCGCUACCUUAUUUCAAAUCGACGAUCCCUGAUCACAUUAAUUGUGGGCAUUGUGGUGGGAUUUUCCAUGGCGGCUAUUUUCAUCUCAUCUUCCACUCCGGGAAGAAUUUAUUGGUUGCCACUAAACGGAGGGACUGAACACAAGCAUCGAGAUGCUCACACAGGAAGUGAUCUGACAGAUGAAGCUGGACCUGAAGUGGAAGUGCGAUUCCAUGGAGAGCACGAUGAGGCUCAUGCUCUGGAGAACAAGACUCUCUCGGAGAAAUUAUACAAAGAAGUACGGGUACUCUGUUGGGUUAUGACAAAUCCAGCAAAUCACAAAAAGAAAGCUCUUCAUGUGAAGAGGACAUGGGCAUCAAGAUGCAACAAAAUGCUGUUUAUGAGUUCCAAAGAAGAUACGGAAUUGGGGAGUGUGGCAUUGCCCGUUGGUGAAGGACGUAAUAAUUUGUGGGCGAAAACGAAAGAAGCAUUCAAAUAUGUUUAUAAGAACCACUUCAAUGAUUAUGAUUGGUUCAUGAAGGCUGACGAUGAUACCUAUGUGAUUGUGGAGAAUCUGAGAUUUAUGCUGUACAAAUACUCUCCGGAGCAGCCCAUAUAUUUUGGCUGCAAAUUCAAGCCUAUCGUUAAACAGGGAUAUAUGUCAGGAGGCGCUGGAUAUGUCCUCAGUAGGGAGGCACUCAGACGCUUUGUCACUCAAGCCAUUCCAGAUAAAGAAAAGUGCCGUCAAGAUGGACGUGGAGCCGAAGAUGCGGAAAUUGGGAAAUGCCUGGAGAAGGUUAAUGUGACGGCAGGAGAUUCCAGGGAUGCCGAAGGCAGGGGGAGAUUUUUCCCUUUUGUCCCAGAACAUCAUCUCAUUCCAAAUCAUGUGGACAAGGACUUUUGGUACUGGAAGUACAUUUACUAUCCCACAGAUGAGGGCUUGGAUUGUUGCUCAGACAAUGCCAUAUCCUUCCACUAUGUUUCACCAAAUGAGAUGUACGUUUUGGACUAUUUAAUCUACCAUCUAAGGCCAUAUGGAAUUAUAGCGUAUCCGCAGAGUUUACCGGAAAAGAAAGUUUUGGAUAAUCAAAUCGGAAGCAGUUCAACUAGUCAGCAGCAUGAAGUACAAGACAAACUUGAUACAGUAACAGGAGCCAAAGAUCACAACAGUAAUUCGUAAUUGAAAUUGAUGCCAUAAAUGAAGAGAAAUCGGUAGAUGAACCUUCAUAGGACUUUCUCAAAUCUUUCUCUAUAGAAAAAAAGAGUACUUCUCACUUCACUUUCUGCAUGUGUAUAUCAUGAUUUUUUUCGUAGUUUAGUUUAUUUAUUGAUGAUUAGUCUUAUUUGUAUAUCGAGAAAGUAAUUUUUUUUUUAAUUUAUUUAAGAAUCCGUGAUUUUGAGUUGCGCUUCAAAAAACUUUUUAAUCAAGCUUAUUUUUAGACACAAAAAUUAUGAAGUUAAAUUAUAACAUAUAAUUUUCCAAAUUAUUUAUUCAAAAAUAGUUGAAAAAAAUUGAUUAUCAUGACUAGGAAGAUUUUGUGAAAUUUUCUUAUUUAUAUUUGACAAAAUUUGAAGAAUAUUCAAAUUUCUUUUUUUGACUAUCUUUUAGUUUCUUUUAUUAUAAAUUCCAUUGUUCUAUAAAUUUUAGUUUAAAUUUAUGGGAAGUCUCAAGUGAGAUCUGCGUGAUUUUGAGUUUGUGUGUGCAUGUUAUAAUUAUGUCAGAUAAAAUAGAAACAUAGUCAUAACAUAAGAUGCAUUUAAUGUCUCAACUUGUUGUCUUUUUUAGAACAACUAUCUCAUAAAUGUAACCAAAUCGACAAUGCCAUUUAUAUGAAUAAAUGAAUUUCGAUAAUA